UUCCAGUGUACACCAACAGUGUACCCGGCGGAUCCCUUCGAUCCCGUCGCCGACGCGGCCACGCUGAAGAAAGCCAUGAAGGGCUUCGGCACCGACGAGAAGGCCAUCGUCGACGUCCUGGCUAGGCGCGGCAUCGUCCAGCGUCUGGAGAUCGCCGAGACGUUCAAGACCUCCUACGGCAAGGACCUCGUCUCGGAGCUGAAGAGCGAGCUGGGCGGCAAGUUCGAGGACGUGAUCGUCGCCCUCAUGACGCCGCUGCCGCAGUUCUACGCCAAGGAGCUGCACGACGCCGUCGCCGGGCUGGGCACCGACGAGGAGGGCAUCAUCGAGAUCCUGUGCACGCUGUCCAACUACGGCAUCCGCACCAUCGCCCAGUUUUAUGAACAAAUGUAUGGUAAAAAUUUAGAAAAAGACUUAAAAGGAGACACAUCUGGCCACUUUAAGAGACUGUGCGUUUCUCUAGUUCAAGCUAACAGAGACGAAAACCAAGGCGUGAACGAGCAACAGGCUCUCGCCGACGCCGAGGCGCUCAUCGAAGCCGGCGAAACGAAAUGGGGCACCGAAGAGUCCAUGUUCAAUCAGAUCCUCAUCACCAGGAGCUACCAACAAUUGCGGGCCACCUUUAGCGAGUACGAGCGAUUGACCGGCAAGGACAUCGAACAGGCCGUCAAGAAGGAGUUCUCCGGCGACAUCGAAAAGGGACUUUUAGGAAUCAUCAAAUGCGUGAAGAGCAAAGUGGGCUAUCUGGCGGAGCGCCUUCACGAUUCGAUGUCCGGCUUGGGAACCAACGACAAGACUUUAAUCCGCAUCGUCGUGUCGAGAUCUGAAAUCGAUUUGGCCGAUAUCAAGCAGGCUUUCUUGGAUAAAUACGGGAAAACGUUGGAGAGCUGGAUCCAGGAUGACGUUCCAAGCGAAAUAAAGUACGUUUUGAUACAGCUUGUGUGUUACGGUUAA
Molecule: messenger RNA, 954 nt
Organism: Phyllotreta striolata
Lineage: Eukaryota; Metazoa; Arthropoda; Insecta; Coleoptera; Chrysomelidae
Source: the annotation of a GenBank genome assembly